AUGCCUAUUGGUGGGGAAGGAGGAUUCUCAUGGUCGACUUUUGGGUUUGGCGCCGAAGACCGUGAACAACGAGCCUCAGAGCAAUUUGGAUCGGUGUUUGAGGAGAUGUUACGCGAAGAAGGGCUUUCUAGCGAAGAUGGUGAGGAUGGAAGACACACAUACACCAGGCCUACCUCCCGAUUUUGGUCAAUUCUGGGUGGGAUAAGUGGCGGGGCACUUGGAUUCAUUGUAGCCAAUGCUCCAGGCGCAUUCGCCGGUGCUGUUACAGGACAUCGGCUCGGUGCUGUCAGAGAUGCUAAAGGUAAAAGUGUCUACGAGGUUUUUCUAGAUCUUUCGCAGAAUGACCGUGCCCGAUUGUUAAGCGAGCUGGCGGCCAAGGUCUUAGAGACUACUAUGGGGCGUUAA
Aspergillus tanneri is the source of this 405-nucleotide messenger RNA. RefSeq names its product putative DnaJ chaperone (Caj1). The transcript has a single exon. The coding region runs from base 1 to 405 and encodes 134 amino acids. NCBI's taxonomy places the organism in Eukaryota, Fungi, Ascomycota, Eurotiomycetes, Eurotiales, Aspergillaceae. The record is from RefSeq and is a predicted model, not a curated record.